This is a messenger RNA of Radiomyces spectabilis, 2156 nucleotides long. RefSeq lists its product as uncharacterized. The record is from RefSeq and is a predicted model, not a curated record. The transcript has 3 exons. The coding region runs from base 292 to 1839 and encodes 515 amino acids. NCBI's taxonomy places the organism in Eukaryota, Fungi, Mucoromycota, Mucoromycetes, Mucorales, Radiomycetaceae.
CAAAAAAGCUUGUUUGCUUCUGACACCGUGGGUCCGCUCAGAUAUCAAUGCAAAGUGCUUUAUCUUUUUUUUUUGUCUGCUUUUGAUUUCACUCACGAGGAAUGUAUUAGCAGGAACCGUGCCUGCCUAAAAGACAACAAAAAAAAAUUGGCUUUUUUUUUCCAAUCAAAAGGCUGACUUCUAAACAAUACGUUUGACCGCUCAGCUUUUCGUGUCGUGUUUCCUCAGUUCUUUCGCUGUGUAGCUUUGUUUUUUUUUUUUUUAUACCAGCUGUCAAAUCCUACUUUGCACAUGACAAAUAUUUCGCAGACACCUGAGAUUCAGCAGCUACAGCAGUAUAUUCUCAAUAUGCUGGCUCCUGUCAAAGGAGCGGAUGGCUUACCGAUCAAUGUCGCCAGUAUCAUGAAUGAAUACCUGCAAGCAUUUGGUGACCCAGAAACUGUCAGUCAGUUUGGUAUUUUAUCAGCCUCAAACAAGCAGCAAUACGAAUUUUUUGGCGAAGAAGCCCUGAGAUUCUCCACGGCGACCUACGUUCGCAACCGAUUCAUGAGCUUGGAAACCGAUAUACUUAAAAAGAUGACAGAUCUCAUGAUGAAGCGUCACGUUCUCAUUAAAAGAAUGUGUAAAAAGCUUGAAAUGUCGCAGUAUAUUUUGGGAGACAAUCCAAGGAGAACCGAAGUUGAAACUAUGCUUGCUAUAUUGGGGAUUACCCAAGCAUAUUUCGGUUGCACAGCUGUCAAUGCAUUUAUGGCUCCAUUGUUUGACGAGUUCUGUUAUGAAUUAUUUCUGCCGCUUCCCAAAGUAUUGCGUACGUCUAUUGGACUUGAACCAUCGGCAAUUUCCACAUUGGGUCCUAGUUACGCAUUCCAAAAUUUCAUCAAGACCACAGAUGGCCGAAUAGAAUUUUCAUACCACUCCACCACAGAUAACCCCGCUGCAUACGAAAACGCAUGGAGUUGCACCGUUCGAUACUCUCUCACGUCAAACUCGCAAUGGUACUCUCAUACCCGAGCAGCCAAAAACAAGAAAAAAGCACGAACUGCCAUCUCCGCGGAUAUAAUGCAAUUUUACGAGAAACAACCCCACCUGAGAAACGAACAUAAAACGCCGACCAACGAGCCUUCAACCACCAUCCCGUUACCAAUCGAUCCCAGCGACUAUUAUCAAGUACCAUCCACUACAGCCGUGUCUAAUCCCAAUCCUGCGAAAAACAUGGAUGAACUGAUGCGAUCGGCCAGUUCUUCGCACGUUUUCAUUCCGGAAAAGCGCCGUGAAUACGAUAUGGAGAUGUCCUCCGCCGAAGAAAACGAACUUAUCAAUGCCUUACUAGGCAACUUUGCCCGCAUGCAUACAGACGAUGACGAGUCGGACUCUUCCAGCUCAGCGAAACGAAUCAAGACCGGGGAAGAAGCUUAUGAUACGCCGCAAUCGCUACAGUCAGAGGAGCCCAACAAAUCGAGAGAAAGUGACAUGUGCUCUUUACCAUCUCCCAUCACGCCAGUUCCAGAAGACGAUUUGGUGGAAGCGAAUCCUGGCGGAAAAGACCGUAUCCGAAAGCUCUUCAGGGGUGUUGCUAAUGUCAAGCUCGUUGCCACCGAUCCACAACAACGCCGAAUGCCCAAAUCCGCUUUGCUAGCUCUACUUCAAAAAACCAACGGCAUAAAAUUCAUCACCAUUUUUAACGAAAGCGGGCCCGCUCACUGCCGAAUCUUUCAGGCUACGAGUACCCUAAUCGCAGGAGAUGACUAUUUGCAAGUAAAACGCGCCAGCAGGAAGAAAACCGAUUCAGAAUCACAGGCUACGUUGGCCAUCUUGGAUAUUCUGGCAGCUGAUUCAUGAUCUUCUAUUGUGGAGGACAUUUUUUUUCUCCCCUGAAGCGUGAAAAUCUAGAAUUCGCGCAUCCAUUAACCUUUACUACGUUUUUAACCCUCGAAUUGUAUAAUUGGCCUAUGCGGAUUCACAGCAGCACUUGCAAUUUAUAGAAGAUCCUAUCCCUAUCCUCGCUACUUUUAUCAAAAUCAGCCUUCCGUACCUGAAAUUUGGUUUUAUUUUUACCAGAUAGCCAUAUGAAGAUCUUUCAAUUAAGUCUAAAAAAGCGCAACCAGUAAAGCAUAUCGUACAUUUCAACCUGCAAAUCAAAUGAUUUAAUCAUGGGA